AUGGACUCGAAGACGCUCAUUAUUUUUGUGAGCACCACACUAGCCGUGUUGAUUCCCGGUAUCUUUUUGUAUCGAUUGUGGUUCUCGUCAACUGCAGAAGCGGACAAAAGACGCGAGAUCAAUGAGCCGCAAACGAUAAUUUUUCAUCCGGAGCCUGCCAAGUAUAUUCGAGACCUGGCCAUCGCACUUCCGAAUAGUCUCAUCCUACCGACAGAUGUGCUUGCAUUCAACGCUUCUCUGAAAGUUUGGUUUUCCUCACAGAACCGAGACAUUAUCCCAGCAUGCAUCGUCAAGCCAAAGAGUGAGAAAGAACUCAGCCUGGCAUUGACUCACCUCCGUCGAGAGCAUACAAUCAGAGCCAAAGACCCAGCAAAUGUCGGCCACGGCCUUUUCGCCGUGCGAGCGGGCGGAGCCAACCCUGCUACAGGCAUUUCGGGCGUGAAAGAUGGCGUCAUUCUUGAUCUGUCGCUGCUUUGCGAUAUAAAACCUUCCGCCGAUGGAUCCAGUGUCGUCGUCGGCGCAGGUGCUUACUGGCGAGACGUUUACCGAGCUUUAGAGGCUAGGGGACUAGGAGUUGUCGGUGGCAGGUCCUCACCCGUCGGGGUUGGAGGGUCAACAUUGCAAGGUGGUCUAUCAUUCUGGUCACCUAAAUUCGGGUUGAUAUGCAACAAUGUGAUUAGCUAUCAGGUCGUGCUCGCCGAUGGUAGCAUCGUCACCGCGUCUGCGGAUGAGAAUAACGAUCUAUGGCGAUCACUCAAGGGUGGUGGCAACAACUUUGGCGUCGUCUCUCAAUUCACGUUGCGUAGCUUCCGUGCACCCAAAAACAUCUGGACUGGAACUUUUGCGACUCCUGGAUUUCUCAGCACUCGCACAAUUACAGCGUUUUACGAACAUGGAGAACGCGCCAUGUCAGGCAAGCCUGGCAUGUUUGAUGAGCACGCUUCGACGCCUAUCCUUUCGCUCUCGUACAUCACAAACCUGGGCAUUAAGAUGCACUUCUGCCACAUGGUCUAUACAAAACCGUCAGACAACAACAACGAUUGGCCGAAGUACUGGAAAAAGUCUCCUCUUCGCUCGUUGUGGCGUUUCCAAAAUACGUCUCAAAACGAGUCACUCCAUGAUUCCGUCAUGACGCUGGGCUCCUUAUCUGUUACUGACGACCGCAAUGCUUUUGGCACCACAACAAUCAAGAGCGACCUUGCGACACUGUUGGCUGUGCGACAGAUCUUCAGUGAAGCCACUCCUUCUAUCAAGCAUGUCAAGAAUUGCAUGUUCAUCUACAUCACGCAGAUGGUGCUUCCUCAGUGGGUAAACAAGGGCGAUCCCAAUGUGCUGGGCCUUGAGGAAUGCCAGGAGCCUCUUGUCAUUAUCAGCUUCGCCGUCAAUUGGGGAACAGCCGAGGACGACGAGGCCGUCACAGGUGCCGUACGCCGGACUAUUUCGCGUAUUGAGGAAUUAGCGGCUGCGAACGGCACAGCUCACCCAUAUCGUUUUUCGAAUUAUGCGGCCGAGUGGCAAAAUCCAUUGCAAGGGUAUGGGGAGAACAGCUUGCGGUUUAUGCAAGAUGUCAGCAAGAAAUAUGAUCCAGAGGGGCUCUUCCAGACAGGAUGCUUGGGUGGUUUCAAGCUCGAUAUCGGGCAGAACUCAUGA
Verticillium alfalfae VaMs.102 is the source of this 1650-nucleotide messenger RNA. Its product is annotated as FAD binding domain-containing protein. Gene Ontology annotation, molecular function: FAD binding. The transcript is spliced from 2 exons. Bases 1 to 1650 code for a protein of 549 amino acids. NCBI's taxonomy places the organism in Eukaryota, Fungi, Ascomycota, Sordariomycetes, Glomerellales, Plectosphaerellaceae. The record is from RefSeq and is a predicted model, not a curated record.